This is a messenger RNA of Plasmodium fragile, 2412 nucleotides long. RefSeq lists its product as uncharacterized. The transcript has a single exon. Gene Ontology annotation, molecular function: ATP binding; nucleic acid binding. Lineage: Eukaryota; Apicomplexa; Aconoidasida; Haemosporida; Plasmodiidae. Bases 1 to 2412 code for a protein of 803 amino acids. Gene Ontology annotation, cellular component: nucleolus. The record is from RefSeq and is a predicted model, not a curated record.
AUGGAGGAGGUGGAAACGGAUGAUCAAAAUCAUGGCGAUGACACGAGUCAAUCGGAGGAGGAAGAAGAAAAGCCUGUUGAGGGAGGGGAGGAUAAGCAGGAUGACCACUUCGAGACGGGACACAGCUUCCUCGACUUUGAAAACAUCCUGCUGGAUGUGAGGCUGAGGAAGGCAAUAUUAUACCUGCUCAAGUUCAAGUACCCAACAAAAAUACAAAAGGUAGCCAUUCCACAUAUCCUCCACGGGCGAGAUGUGAUCAUAAGUUCGAAGACUGGGUCAGGGAAAACCAUGGCCUACCUCAUCCCACUAGUACAGAACAUACUAAAAUCAAAUAUAAAUGAAAAGGAAUCCUUGAAAUUUUUUUACAAAGGAAUAAUCCUUGCCCCCACAGAAGAAUUAUGUUUACAAAUUUACCAAGUAGCAGAAACAUUAUGUUCCUACCUGAAGAAUAUCAUAUCCUUUAAUCACAAUAUAAACAAAACAUUUUAUGACCAUCCCACUGUCCUAGUAACAACCCCUAAACAUUUGUAUAACCACACUGUAGAGUGUAAGAAAAAACAUAACCUCGAUAUAUUAUCUAAUUUAAGAAUUCUGGUUGUGGAUGAAGCAGAUAUUCUUCACAGCAAAGAAUUUCAAAAAUGGAUGAACCUUUUAGCUAGCCAACACCUUCCAAAAAAUUAUUCUCAAAAAUAUCAAAUUGUGAUGGCCUCUGCUACACUGAAGGAAAACAUUGUGGGGAAAACAAAACUGUUUUUGCACAACCCUGUUUUUGUAAGUGCUGAAUUGGAGAAGAAUGGACGUAGCACCUCCGCUAGUACACAUCACACACAUGGCCUCCACAAGCAAGACGCUUCUGUCAGCAACAGUAGUAACAGUCGUUUACCCUUUAGAAAGGACAAACGGAGUGAUUGUUCUAGUCUUCACAAUAUAAAGGAACCCCUCACCCAUCAGCAAUUCAGGGGCAAAUCAUUUUACUACCUGUACCCAGACGAAACCACCAAAUAUAUUUACCUGUACAACCUUAUAAAUGACAAAUUAAUUUUGCACAAGUCCAUUAUUUUUACUUCUACCAUCCAUGAUGCCUACAAGAUAAAAAUAUUCCUCACUUACUUUGAUGUUCCUUGUUCCAUCCUGAACCCAAACCACCCCGUUUUGGUGAGACAAAACAUAAUUUUCGCCUUCAACAACUAUAAGAUGUUCUUCUUGAUAUGCCCCCAGUAUGAGAACAAUGUCGGGGCGAAGGGGGCCAAGAGCGACACGGGCGACACGGCAAGUGUGCGCAGUGGGGGGGACACAGACAGUAUGGGGGAUGAUGCGACCAGCCACGACGACAGCGCUCAUGAGGAUGACGCACAUGAAGACGACGCACGUGAAGACAGCGCAAAUGAUGCGGAUGCUAACGACGAGGACGAAACGGGAAACCAGGACGACGCUACCGAUGACGAGAAGGACUUUCUGUACAACCGCGGACUCGACUUCCAAGGAGUGCACUGCGUGCUCAACUUUGACAUGCCCCUCGACACAAAGACCUUCGUGCACCGAGUGGGAAGGACCUGCAGGCUGAACAACAAGGGUAUCAGCAUUUCCUUCGUCAACGAAAAUGCACCGGCGGAACAAAACAUCCUACAAAAAAUAUGCGCAAAAAAUAUAUGCACCAUAUAUCAAAAGACAGUGACACAAAAUAAGGUCGAGAUGUACAGGUACCGAGUAGAGUCUACCCUCAAUAAAUGCACCAGCAAAAAGGUGAAACAAUUUAUUCAAAAGGAAAUCCUGUAUCAAUCCUUGAAGUCCAAGGAGCUGAAAGAAUUUUUCAACUCCAAUGAAGACGAAAAAAAGGCCAUCAACAAAAUUGUAAAAUAUUUUAAUACACAUGUCGUGCCACACAAACUCAUUAAGGACAGAUUGAAAAACUUAUUCUUGAAAAAGCCGAAGAAAAAGGGGAUACAAAAAGAGGGUAUAAGCAAAAAUGGAAAAGAAAAUGGAGACAUGAGGAUGGACAGAAAGAACCAACACCACAAUGGAAAGAGCAAUGGAAGAGAAGAUGACAAAAGAGCAGCGCAACAACACUAUGUUAAAAGUAAAAGCAGCGGGUUGGUGCUGACCGAACAAGCAUAUCAGGAUCAGCUGAGGAAGGAACCAGAGACGGAAGUGGCCGACCCCACCAAGCUUCCCCCCAUUUAUGGAAAGCGCUUGCGAAAUUAUGUGUAUAACAAGUACGUAAUGGGGAAACGCCGGAUGGGUGCUAGCGCGCGCGGCGGAAGGGCUAACCGUGGAAGGGCAAAUUUUAGCGGCUCACACAAUAGUAGCGCGCAUAAGGCAAAACUUAACGGGGACAGUUGCGCUCAUAGGAGUAGGCAGGACGGGACGCACAAGAAAAGGCGACACGGUAGCGCCUUCCCCCAGAAGGCCUAA